GAGAGAGGACGGACAGAGACAGAGAAGUCUAGUUAUCAACAGAGAGUAGGUGGCUGAACACUAGAGAGAGAAAGAGAGAGAGAGAGAGAGAGAGAAGGAGGGUGUAAAACACAGAGUUAUCUGCUGUAUACUCUGUAGCAGAGAGCUACUCUCCCUUGAUGAACUGAGGACACCAGACUCUUGCUGGUCUAUUCUCACUGGAUCACGGAGACAGGGCUCAGCCUCAACCCAAAGCGAGAGCAAGAGGACAACACACACACACACACACACACACACACACACACACACACACACACACACACACAGAGGUACAGGACGGAGUGAUGGAGCCCUUUCUGUCUGCUGAUAUGGAGGGAGAAGAGGCAAAGGACAGGAGGAAGAUACAGUUCUCCGUUCCAUCAGCGGUACCGACCCAGUUGGACCCACGUCAAGUAGAGAUGAUCCGCCGCAGGAGGCCGACCCCUGCUACGCUCUUCAGACUGACAGAUCACCCCUCUCCAGAGGAGGAACUCUGCAGCCUCCAGAUGGCGACUGGAGAAAAUGGCAUCCUUAAACCCAAGAGACAAAACAUUGCAGUAUAUCAACCUCCAUCACUGAAAGCUGUUCAGAGGAUGGCUCAGGCCCACAUGCACAACCUGGACGGCUCACCAGAAGGGGGCGAUAAAGAGGACGGCACCUUACUGGGCCUGGAGAGUUAUGAAGACUCUCUGGGGGGCUGCGGUUCUGACCAAUCAGCACAGCUGCUGGGGUCAGGGGUCACGACAGAGGAGAGGAAUAGGCAUCCGGACAAGGAAGAGGAUGGAGUGAAGGACAAAGAAGUGACGAAGGGAAGAGAGGCAGACUGACACAAAAACAAACAGACAAACAAACAAACAAACAAUCAAAAGGAAAGAAAGACAACCUCACAGAGAUAACAGGGAGGGACUGGGGGACUGCAGUCACAUGACGAACUUACACGACUAUUGCGCAAUCACAGUUAGAGAGCGCAGGACUAUGUUACUCUACAGGAACCUGUGAGCAUAGGAUUACACACGUUUGGCUGUGGGAUGUGAACAUGUGUGUGUGUGUGUGUGUGUGUGUGUCUAGCAGGAGGAGGGAUGCAAAGAGUGCAAAUAUAUAAAGACGUCCAUUGUUGAGUUUUGAUUCAUUUUUAUGUAUGUUUUUGCAGCUAUUUGGAAAUGUAAAAUAUGUAGAGAUUUAUAAAGCAUUUUAAUUGGACAUCUGAGAUGGAAAGAAAACAAUGACAAAAGGGGAGAGAAGGG
Alosa alosa (allis shad) is the source of this 1262-nucleotide messenger RNA. RefSeq names its product protein phosphatase 1 regulatory subunit 1B-like. The transcript has 5 exons. Gene Ontology annotation, molecular function: protein phosphatase inhibitor activity. Gene Ontology annotation, biological process: intracellular signal transduction. Gene Ontology annotation, cellular component: cytoplasm. The record is from RefSeq and is a predicted model, not a curated record. Bases 324 to 845 code for a protein of 173 amino acids. NCBI's taxonomy places the organism in Eukaryota, Metazoa, Chordata, Actinopteri, Clupeiformes, Clupeidae.